UACUUUGACUCAAGCAUUUCACUCAAUCAAAACAAAAACCAAAUUUAUUUGAGUAUUAUUUUACUCAAGUGAGAAACUGAAUUUCAUUUAACUCCACCCAGAGCCACUCAAUUUCAAAUUUGUUUACACCAUUUUUGCAUUUGUUUACAAACAAUUCCACCUUCUGCGACAAGACCAUGCGCCAAGAUGCUAAACAAAAUAACUGAUAACAGCGGGGCAUGCGCACUGUGGCCAAAAGUCACUGUCAAAUCGUGAGUAUUUUUCAUGUAGCUAAACAACUGACACCCCUAUAGCUUUAUUAAAUAAGAAAGUGAUACGCCAUAUGUGAUUUGUCUACGAAGUGAAAAUAAUCGAUUUUAACAGCCGCGUACAAUUUCCAUACAAAUUAAUAGAAAUAUUUGUGAAAUUAAAACCAAAAUUCCAAUUACUACUCGAAAAUAACACUCGAACUUAUUUUUCUUGAAGUGAAUACAACGUUUUUCAUUAGCGACCGUUAAGUGGAAUAAGUGAAAAAUGUAGUCACAGCAGACCACUAUUUGUAGUACAGUUCAUGGUCGUUCGGCAAUAAUUGUGAUGUGAAAGUGAAAAUGAAAAUGAAGUAAACACAAUUAUUUUGCUUGAGAGCAGUGUUUGAAAACUAAAAACCAAAACAAAUAUUUUCACAGCAUAUUUAGUCCCAUUACAAAAGCAUCUCAUUCCCUCACGACUCCUCACAGAUUAGAUAACAGUAGCAAAAAAGCGCACUAAACUCCAGCUCCCACCAGCUAGUAACAAGACAAGCACAUCCAACACAAUUAAAAAUAAAAAAAAAACUGUCGACAGCACCAACAAUAACACCAUAUUCAUUACAAUCUUACAAUCACCGUCCUUCCUCAUCACCAAUAAUAUCUUAGAAUACUAUCGCUUCCGCUCUAGAUAGAAAUCGCUAAUACCAAACAAGCACCAUCGCCACUCUGUAAGUGCUGUCACAAUGUCCAAACCACCCACAGACACCACGGGUCUGGGCUACUCAUACCACCUGCCCUCGGGUGGUUUACUUUUACGUCUCAAGAAUUCCCUAUCACAAUUUAGCGAUCUAUUCAGUGAGUUCAACAGAUAUAUUGCACCGGCCUACCAUCAUGAUCGAUGCGAGCGUUCGGUGCAUAUGCGUCUAUAUUCAAUGCAAAAACGCGAAUUCGUUAUGGUAUUUCUGGGAUUUCUAAUCUGUUUCGGUUUGGCCAUUGUAAUUGGUCUCACCGGACCACCCAUUACAAGCACAUCGGAAAUCACCGCCAAAAAUAUACUGGCGAACACAUCAUUGGCUAACAGUAAAACGGUUUUGGCGACGGGGCCAUUUGCGAUGAAAUCACCACUCAUGACCACAUACUCUCAGCAACUGUGGCUGAUUGCCAAAUUGGUGACGGACAACAAUGAUGACGAAAAGUAUGAUAAGAGUUUCCAUGUGAGCGUGGCCAUAGAUGGCAUUACAGAACAACACAAACCUCUGAGCAUACUUCGCGCCGAUUCAGUUCGUAACCGUACUCGACAUUUGUCCUGCGUGCGAAACGAUUGUGAGGAGUUUACGAUACUUCAUUUGGGCUUUCUAGAGUAUGCACAUUAUAUAAUCACUGUGCGUUUCUAUGGACUGGAGACCUUCCAUCAGAAAUAUAAUAUACGCAGCAUAACAUUUUAUUUCAAAACUUAUAGCCCCGAGUUUACACAAAUCGAGAUAUGGUUCCGCUUCAUCUUUCUAUUAUUUACGUUCAUUGUAAUUUGUUGGUACGCUCACACGCUCCGCAAAUAUCCCAUCUACGAUUGGUCUAUUGAACAGAAAUGGAUGUCAAUACUCCUACCACUACUCUUACUGUAUGACAAUCCAUUUUUCCCAUUAAUUUUUCUAAUGAACUCGUGGUUCCCAGGCAUGUUGGACGCUAUCCUUCAGGCUACAUUCCUGUGUUCCCUACUCAUGUUCUGGCUUUGUAUAUAUCAUGGCUUGCGACAGAAUGAAAGACGUUUCAUACGGUUCUACUUACCCAAAAUCAUCGUUAUAUUACCAAUUUGGCUAUGCGCCAUAGUACUGGCCACUUGGGAGAAAUGCAACGAGUUACGCGAUCCCACCUAUAGUCACUUUGUGGACACUCGAAAUUAUAAUGGCUUCAAGUUGUUCUUUUUCAUAGCUGGCUGUAUGUAUAUAUUGUAUUUGGCCUUAUUAGUGUUACGCGCCUAUACUGAGCUCAGGUCGAUGCCUUAUUUUGAUAUGCGCCUGAAGUUCUUAACGCUCUUAAUGCUCUUCGUCAUCUCAAUUACCAUAUCGGUAACAACAUGUCGCUUUGGCUUCGGCAUUUUGGAGGAUAAUUUUGUGGCCACUCUUAAUACCACCUACCACAGUUCGGCGCAAUUCAUGUGUUUCUAUGGGCUCCUGAAUUUUUACCUAUACACAAUGGCUUAUGUUUAUUCUCCGAAUGGGCGCUUUUCACAAGUCUCUGUAACCAAGGAUAAUCCCGCAUUUUCGAUGAUUAACGAUUCAGAUGAGGAGGUUGUUUAUGGCUCGGAGGACGAGUCGCGACGUCCUCUUACUGUGGGCAACAAAAAUGAUUACGAUAGUGAUUAAUUAGUAAGAUAAUGUCAUAAGUUGUAUUUAUAGGCGAAUUAUUUUUCUGUAGUAAAAUACGAAUGUUUCGUAUUUCUCAAUUUCCUAUUUUGAUUUCCUAUAUUUUUUUCUCGAAACCUGUUUAUGUAUCUAAUAUAUAUAUUAUAUAUUUUAAGUUAUUUCCUGUAGUUUUUUAUGUAUGUUUUCUUUUUAUGGUUAUUUGAAUUAAUGUUCGGGAAACCGCUAUUUACGAACUUUCAAACAAAAUGUAUUAAGAAUAUAUUAAAUACAUACAUAUGUACACUAAUCUAUGAUUACUCAAUUAUAAAGUUCAACUGACACAAACAAUAUGCAAAUAAAACUACCGUACUUUCUGAUAUAAAUGGAAAUAAACAUUGGCAAUUGGAACUAAUCGCAUCUAUUGGCAAGUUACAAUAAGUAUGGAGUUGGGUCUUACUUCUAAGUUUGCGUGUUGUAGAUGUAUAGGGGAGGACAUUCCUCCAAAAAAUUUAAAGAAUACUGCUGAGUGAACACUUUCUGGCUAGUUAUAUAUCGCAUCCGUUCUUAUUUUAUGGGCCCAACUGUCGUCAGAACACGAAAAACAUAAUUAAGUUAAAACUAAAAACUGAAAGUGCAUAUAAAUAUAAACAAAUACCAGCAAUCCAGAUAAAUUGAUAUUCAUAUGUAUUUAUUGAUUUAGUAUUUAAUAUUAUUAGAAACACAAAUGUUGUAAAUAUAAAAUUUACGCUCCACAAAAAGUUUUCUUACAGUAAUAACGAUUUAAUUAAUGUGGCAGCUCGGCUACAUGUUGCUAAACUAACAGGGUUGCACCCAGCAAUAUAGCUGAGUAAUCAGUAACCGCCAACAUCUAUUGUCAACAGUUUUUUGUUUGUUUUCAUUUGACACUCGACCAAUUCGGUUUCCCUUUUUGAUAUUCCUAUUUUAUUUAUCAUUUGUAUUUGUCCGCGCAACUUUAAAACAAUGUUGCGCGCAGUAUUUCAAAAUAAAAUUAUCUUUUUAUUCGCGAAAUGUCUUAAAUAAAUUAAAUUAGUAAAGUGAAGUGAGCAAUAAAUAAAGAUAUAUAAAUAAAGUAAUUUCAAAAAAGUGUACG
Molecule: messenger RNA, 3680 nt
Organism: Zeugodacus cucurbitae (melon fly)
Lineage: Eukaryota; Metazoa; Arthropoda; Insecta; Diptera; Tephritidae
Product: transmembrane protein 181
Exons: 8
Coding region: 971-2590 (539 amino acids)
Molecular function (GO): toxic substance binding
Source: RefSeq, a predicted model, not a curated record